This is a messenger RNA of Planococcus citri (citrus mealybug), 1500 nucleotides long. RefSeq lists its product as uncharacterized. The transcript has 5 exons. The coding region runs from base 145 to 1428 and encodes 427 amino acids. Gene Ontology annotation, molecular function: DNA binding. The record is from RefSeq and is a predicted model, not a curated record. NCBI's taxonomy places the organism in Eukaryota, Metazoa, Arthropoda, Insecta, Hemiptera, Pseudococcidae.
UUUAUGAAUGAGAAUUCCUUCUUUGAAUUCAUUGAAUUGCAAUUAUUUGUGUCGGUAAAUUUACAUUUUAUAAUAUAACGUGUGUGUAAGUUAUAAGAUUUCAUAAACGUUGAUUUUGUGGUUUUUGUACUCCAAUUUUCGACAAUGGAUGACAAAGUGGCAGCUGAUUCAGAACCGAAGAGUUAUGAUUACUUAAAUGCUUCGUGUGUUUGCUGUGAAUUUGUGGAGGAUGACAAUAGCGUAAGUGUAGGGUACAGCAACUGGCUCCUGAAUUCAACUAUAGAUCUUUCUAAAAUCAUCAAAGAUCGAGAAACUGUUGCCAUAAACUGGCCAAAAAACGUCGAAGUUAAACCUCCGGAAAAAAUGAGAAAACAAAUGAAAAAUAUCAACGUCGAGUGGGAGGCAUGGAAUGUGAAAAUUCACGGAGAAGGAGAUUGGCUCGCGAUGUGUGAGGCGAGAAAAAGUUUAGAACAGACAGGAUGCGCCCAAGUCAACAGAAAAGAACGGAAGAGUUUGAAGCGAAUAAGUGAUAGUUCAAUAGAUCGUUCUGAAAAUCCCGCAUCUAAAAAUGACGUCAAUUCAAAUAAAAUAAAGAAGUCCAAGAAACAUUCUAACCUGAAAAAACUUGAAGGUUCAUCUCUUUUGAUGGAUGAAGUAUUAAGAGUAAAAUCUCAGCUGGAAGUAAGCAAUGGAGAAAGAGAUGAAGAAAUGGAAAAAUUAAGAAAGAGAAAUCAGGAGCUUGAAGAAGAAAACGAACAGCUGAAAUCGCUCAUAAAUUCACGAAAAUAUGUAACGGAAAUUGAGAAAAAGCUUAGAAAGAUUCGAAAUAAAGUAACUGACAUGGCGGAUGGAGAAAACGAAAGUUUUAAUAGUUGUGCAUCGUUGAUUGAACCAGCAGUAAGUCUUGUGAUUGGAAAAAAAUCCGAAUUAGCUCAGUUUGUAGAAGCAGGAAAAACAACUGUCCUACCUGCAGUGACCUCCAUCUCAAAAUCUGAAAUGCUCACUGAAACUUGUAACAAUGACAAUAUUCCAAUGGCGGAAAAAAUUACUCAAUUAAGCUAUGAUGUUUCAAAAACACCGCCUCAUUCUCCUGAUGUUGUGAGUGAUGACGUAUUUUUCAUGCGUUGUUCUCGCAAUAAUGUUAGAGCAUUUCUCAAUAAUGCUAUGGAUGCAAGUUUUGAGAAAAGUGAGAUGGUUGAAGGCUCAAUCACAGGAAAGCCAGCAAACUUUUUUGCUGGCUUACCUAAAGAAAAUGUCCCUUCGAGAACUCAGCUUGAUGAGAAGAAAAUCCAGAGGAUCCGAGAGUAUGCCAAAAAAGUGUUUGGGAAAGAGCAUGCUGACAUUUCGAAGAUAAACACAUACAUUGGCGAGAAAUGCAGCAAUGAGCGGAAAAUUCAACGAAGAUUGGCGGAGCAGAAGCCCGAAUAAUAAUGAUCUGUAGCCCAGAAUGAAUUUCGUUUUUUUUGUGAAAAUAAAAUUUCAGAGACUUUUUCAACAUUG